Messenger RNA from Cynara cardunculus var. scolymus (artichoke), 1357 nucleotides. RefSeq lists its product as uncharacterized. The transcript has a single exon. The record is from RefSeq and is a predicted model, not a curated record. Lineage: Eukaryota; Viridiplantae; Streptophyta; Magnoliopsida; Asterales; Asteraceae. Bases 22 to 1191 code for a protein of 389 amino acids.
GCUUGCAUAAAUACAAAUUUAAUGGAAUGUUCUCAGACCUACUCUUCCCACGCUUGGUUCAAUCCUCGGCGCUCCUUAGGCCGCCGCGACGACGACCACCACACAUCCAACACCCCCCUCAACCAACCUUCAGAUCUACCACAGGAGUCAGAUCCCAAAGAUUUUGAUGGUUUCCAGUUCAGACUUGAAGAUCCAGCUAUGAUGCUCCCCGCCGACGAGCUCUUUUCCGACGGUAAGCUUGUUCCACUCCAAUUAUCACUCAUCCGCCACCAAGUUGCCACCUCAACAACUAGCAUCUUGUCUCGUGUUAGCUCUCCAGAUACACCCGGCUCUCACCGGACAACCGACGAUGUCGAUGUCUUUGCCGCUGAUCCCUACUUACUUUCUCCUAGAGCUCCACGAUGUUCCAGCAGGUGGAAGGAGCUUCUCGGUUUUGGCAAGACUUAUCAAAGCACGAAUGGCAUUGUCAAACAAGAUACAAACAAACGGACUUCCUUCACUGCUUCUUCUCAUAUCGGUACCGGAGCAAGCAGGUCCAUCAGACAGUUUCUUCACCGGAGCUCCAAAUCUGCAAACGAUGCGUCUAUGAACCUUCCGUUGCUCAAGGAUGCAGAUAACGAGUCUGUGUCUGUGUCAGUGUCAUCACGUCCAUCUCUUUCUUCUUCCUCCUCCGGUCAUGAUCUGGACGACCUUCCUCGUUUGUCUCUUGAUUCCGAUAAGCCAGGGAAGGUGAACCUGAGUACAAACCCUAACAAUCGUCUGAAAUCGAGAAUGGUGAAAACGAGAACGCAGUCAACGGAAUCGAGAUCAAGCACGCCCGUAGGCAGAGGCACGAUGCGUCGUCCAACGGACCCCACAGUGCGUGGCGUGUCUGUGGAUAGUCCUCGAAUGAACUCGUCGGGAAAAAUCGUUUUCCACAGCUUAGAGAGAAGUUCCAGUAGUCCAAGCAGUUUAAACGGUGGACCGAGAUUGAAACAUAGGGGAAUGGAGAGAUCGUAUUCGGCGAACGUAAGAGUGACACCGGUUCUAAACGUUCCGGUUUGUUCACUUAGAGGUUCGUCCAAGUCGGGCGGUAUGUUUGGGUUUCCGAUGUUCUCAUCGACACAGUCACAGGCAGGACAGAAACGUGAAGGUGGCGGAACAAGCCGGAGUCAAGGAUAUAACGGGAAAGGUCGAACAGAGAGUUGUUAGGAUGGGAUGGGGAUCCGUUAAGCAAUAGUAAAGUAGGUGUGUAGUGUAGCAUAAUUAGUUUUGAAUGUAGUGUUGUUGAUUUAUUUCCAUCAUCCCGUUCCAUUCCAAUAGAUGGUAAUUUGUAUGGUUACUUUGUGGGUAAAAGGAAUCUUGAUUGAAUUGAAAA